AUGUGCAUCGCUAACUACAUCCACUACCAUCACAUACCCCCCUGUGACCGCCCCAUCACCUACAGCUACCACUACACAUUCUGCGCCGCAGCCCGCUACGACCCCAUAACCAGUCAGCCCCUCGACCCUUGCGGCAGCGUCUCUAGCAGUUCCCCCUAUGGCGAUCUCAACGACCCGUGUUCUAUGAGCCAGUGUAUGGUCGACCGUCGUUGCAGCUCAGGAGAGUGUCGGCUCGAAGACCUGAACGGGAGCUCUUUCGCGAGCCACUCGAUGACUCUCAACAUCCGCAAAGAAACGGGCUACAUACAAGAGAUGAAGAACAAAAUACAAUCCCAAGUAACACUCCUCGACCACAAAGUAUGGUUAACCGAUCGAGCGGUUUCACAGUGA
Fusarium venenatum is the source of this 390-nucleotide messenger RNA. The record is from RefSeq and is a predicted model, not a curated record. Lineage: Eukaryota; Fungi; Ascomycota; Sordariomycetes; Hypocreales; Nectriaceae.